Saccoglossus kowalevskii is the source of this 1197-nucleotide messenger RNA. RefSeq lists its product as uncharacterized. Gene Ontology annotation, biological process: DNA recombination; DNA integration. NCBI's taxonomy places the organism in Eukaryota, Metazoa, Hemichordata, Enteropneusta, Harrimaniidae. The record is from RefSeq and is a predicted model, not a curated record. Gene Ontology annotation, molecular function: DNA binding.
AUGGCUACUGUUCACAUCGUCAAUAAAGGCCACUCUAAAUCGCCAUCCAUUAUGAAACUAAUGCGACGUUUGGUGAUUACUGCUGCAUCCCAUAGCUUCAUGUUUUCUGCUGUUCAUAUACCUGACUACACGUUUCAGAGAAGCAGCACCAUCAGCGCAAGCCAUACCUUGCCAGAUUCCCUCAGUCGUGAUGUUCGCUUGAACCAGGCAGUGGACACAUGUCAAAGGGCAUCACUUGGAAUACGGACAGUUGGUUCCUAUGCCACAUGUGUACGCACAUGGUUGCGUUUUGCAGCCAUGUUCAAGAUCACAGGUCAGUCAACCACUUACCCGGUUAUCUCCGAAAACAUUUUGGUUUACUUCGUCACACAUUGUGUCACGUAUUUGCAUCUAAAAUUCAGCACCAUCAAGGUUUACCUUGCAGGAAUUCGCAAUCAUUAUCUACUUGGCGGUCACUCAAAUCCGCUCGUUACUAGCCAAGGUUUGAAUCUACCUCGCAUCCAAUACGUACUGCGAGGUAUUCGCCGUUUGCAAGGCUCUGCUACACGCCCAAGGCUGCCAAUCACCUUUGACCUGUUAAAACGCCUGUGUUUGCUACUCCGUUCAGGCGUAUAUGGGCCCUACUUUGACCUAUUGAUGGAAGCUGCUUUUCUGUUGGCAUUUUUCGGAUUCCUACGAUGUAGCGAAUUUACCUCGUUAUCACAGUCUUUCAACCCACAAGUUGGUCUCUGCGUUAAGGACAUUAAGACGCUAGGUAACUCACGCUCAGUCGAUGCCCAGGUUGUGACCAUUAAAUCAUCAAAAACUGACCAGUUCCGACGUGGAUUUGAACUUAGACUCUAUCCUACUGGCUCUGCCUUUUGUCCAGUUUCUUCCCUACAUCGCUUCCUUUUAGUUCACCACAAGAUGGGGGCAGCACCACACGAACCACUAUUCAUGCUUCCUGAAAGAAUACCACUCGACCGUGCCCACUUCACCAACUCGCUUCGGUUUCUUCUCACUAGACUUGGCUUCAAAGCUCACCUCUUCGCGGGACACUCUUUUCGCAUUGGAGCAACCACUACUGCAGCGAGUGUGCAUCUUCCAGACCACCUUAUUCAAACAAUGGGCAGAUGGUCGAGCAACUGCUACCGCACAUACAUCAGAACACCGGAACAGUUGCUCCAGUCAGCUUUUAAGACACUUGCUUCUGUCUGA